Panicum hallii is the source of this 1373-nucleotide messenger RNA. Its product is annotated as aldose 1-epimerase-like. Gene Ontology annotation, molecular function: aldose 1-epimerase activity; carbohydrate binding. The record is from RefSeq and is a predicted model, not a curated record. Lineage: Eukaryota; Viridiplantae; Streptophyta; Magnoliopsida; Poales; Poaceae. The coding region runs from base 170 to 1273 and encodes 367 amino acids. The transcript is spliced from 5 exons. Gene Ontology annotation, biological process: beta-D-galactose catabolic process via UDP-galactose, Leloir pathway; glucose metabolic process.
ACUACAUCCUUCCGUCUCCAUCCCGGUAGCUGUCGCCGGUCGUCCCGUCGACCCCGUCCGUCCCCGCCGUCUUCGUCUUCUCCCUUUUCACGACCAGGCGCGCUUGCACGGCCUGGGCCUGGCACACACACCCUUGUAUCGGCCGGGAAGCUGCUGGUAAGUGGUAACCAUGGCCGGAGCCCCGCCCCCGCUGCUCCUCGCGCUGCUGGGCCUCGCGGCCCUCGCCGCGGCGGGCGGCGCCAAUGCGGCCGGGAGGAAGACGGUCGGCGUGUACGAGCUCAGGAAGGGCGAUUUCUCCGUCAGGGUCACCAACUGGGGCGCCACCCUCACCUCCGUCGUCCUGCCCGACUCCAGAGGGAACUUGGCUGACGUUGUCCUCGGCUACGACACCAUUGCUGAAUAUGUGAAUGGCUCUGCAUAUUUUGGAGCGCUCGUCGGACGCGUAGCCAACCGGGUAGCUAAUGCGCGCUUCGUGCUCGACGGAAAAGUCUACCAUCUGUAUCGCAACGAUGGCAAGAACGCACUCCACGGUGGUAAGAGGGGCUUCAGCAAAGUUAUAUGGACGGUCAAGGAGUACGUCGGUGGCGGCGACUCCCCGUACAUCACGUUGUACUACCACAGCUUUGACGGCGAAGAAGGGUUCCCUGGCGACCUGGACGUGUACGUGACGUACCGUCUGUCGGGCCCCUACGAGCUGAGCCUGCGCAUGAACGCGACGGCGCUGAGCAGGGCGACGCCGGUGAACCUGGUGAACCACGCGUACUGGAACCUGGGCGGGCACGGCAGCGGCGACGUCCUCCGCCACACGGUGCAGCUGCUGGCGUCGCGGUACACGCCCGUGGACGCGGGCCUGAUCCCGACUGGCGCGGUGGCGCCCGUGGCCGGCACGCCCUACGACCUCCGCGCCCCGACCCGCCUGGGCGCGCGCCUCCGCGAGGUCUCCGGCGGCAAGGCCGGCGUGUACGGGUACGACACCAACUUCGCCGUGGACGGGGAGGCCCGGGCGCUGCGGAAGGUGGCCGCGGUCCGGGACGGCGGCGCGUCGGGGCGGGCGCUGGAGCUGUGGGCGGACCAGCCCGGGGUGCAGUUCUACACGGGCAACUUCCUGGCGGGCGUGAAGGGGAAGGGCGGCGCGGUGUACGGGCAGCACGCCGCGCUGUGCCUGGAGACGCAGGGGUUCCCCGACGCCGUGAACCACCCCAACUUCCCCUCGCAGAUCGUCAGGCCCGGGCAGGUGUACAGGCACAACAUGGUCUUCAAGUUCUCGUUCUAGCCGCUGCGUCGUCGAUCGUGACGGUCACCUGGGACUGGACUGGAUACACAAUCAUAUCUGAUUCGGAGCCACUUUUGCAAAUUGUGAUGUUUCUCGCUGA